GAAGCCGCGGCGAGGCGGAUGAGGGCGGGGCGCAGACUCGCUUCCGGUUGGGCGGUGCUUUCGCGUGUGAGCUGAGCCGGUGGGUGAACCGCGGCCACCGUGACUUGGGCUGUGAGGCUGCGAGAAAGAUCCGAUUAUCAUGGACCUGCGACAGUUCCUUAUGUGCUUGUCCCUGUGCACAGCCUUUGCCUUGAGCAAACCCACAGAAAAGAAGGACCGUGUACAUCAUGAGCCUCAACUUAGCGACAAAGUUCACAAUGAUGCUCAGAGUUUUGAUUAUGAUCACGAUGCCUUCUUGGGUGCUGAAGAAGCAAAGACCUUUGAUCAGCUGACACCAGAAGAGAGCAAGGAAAGGCUUGGAAAGAUUGUAAGUAAAAUAGAUGGCGACAAGGACGGGUUUGUCACUGUGGAUGAACUCAAAGACUGGAUUAAAUUUGCACAAAAGCGCUGGAUUUACGAGGAUGUAGAGCGACAGUGGAAGGGGCAUGACCUCAAUGAGGACGGCCUCGUUUCCUGGGAAGAGUAUAAAAAUGCCACCUACGGCUACGUUUUAGAUGAUCCAGACCCUGAUGAUGGAUUUAACUAUAAACAGAUGAUGGUUAGAGAUGAGCGGAGGUUUAAGAUGGCAGACAAGGAUGGAGACCUCAUUGCCACAAAGGAAGAGUUCACAGCUUUCCUGCACCCUGAGGAAUAUGACUAUAUGAAAGACAUAGUAGUGCAGGAAACAAUGGAGGAUAUAGAUAAAAAUGCCGAUGGUUUCAUUGAUCUAGAAGAGUAUAUUGGUGACAUGUACAGCCAUGAUGGAAAUGCAGAUGAGCCAGAAUGGGUGAAGACAGAGCGAGAGCAGUUUGUUGAAUUUCGAGAUAAGAACCGUGAUGGGAAGAUGGACAAGGAAGAAACCAAAGACUGGAUACUCCCCUCAGACUAUGACCAUGCAGAGGCAGAAGCUAGGCACCUAGUCUAUGAGUCAGACCAAAAUAAGGAUGGCAAGCUUACUAAGGAGGAGAUUGUUGACAAGUAUGAUUUGUUUGUGGGCAGCCAGGCCACAGAUUUUGGGGAGGCCUUAGUACGACAUGAUGAAUUCUGAGCUGCAGACAGAGGAACCCGUGUUUCUUCAAAAGUAAUUUAUUUUUACAGCUUUUGUUUUCACAUGAAAUUGUUUGCGCUACUGAGACUGUUAUUACAAACUUUUUAAGACAUGAAAAGGCGUAUGAAAUAAUGAAAAUCAUCCCGUCCCCAUUCCUCCUCCUCUCUAAGGGACUGGAGGGAACUGCUUCUGAGGAACAACUCUAAUUAGUACACUUGUGUUUGUAGAUUUACACUUUGUAUAAUGUAUAACAUGGUGUGUUUAUUUUUGUAUUUGUUCUCUAGUUGGGAGUAUGAUAUGAAGGAUCAAGAUCCUCAACCCACACUUGUAGGCAAAAAUUAGCCCUUUACUCUUUCUCAACCCCUUAUAAUUUUUAUAAUUCUCAUUUAACUAAUAUUUUAAGCCUGAGAUCAAUAAGAAGUGUUGAGAAAAGCAAGGAAAAUUAUAUGCUCCAUGAUUUAUAUUUAGAGAGAACACUUAAUCUUGCCUAUGAAAAGUCUUACAUUUCACAUGUAGUACUGACAUUUCAUAUUGCAUUCAGUUGCUAUGGGUUCAGCAAUUGGUCCUGCCAUUUCUGGUCAGGGACAGAAUCCCUGUGCUCUAAGAAAGCUUGACUCAACUUGACUUUAUUCUUUUUUCCCCUGUAGAACUAGUUACUUGCUAAUUUUGUCAAGCACAGCUGUGAUAGGAAGUUAGGGCCAGUGUCUUGAAAAAUCAAUCAAGUAGUGAGUGCAGUCUCUUUACAGAGUUAAUUCUAGCUUUUUAUAGAGCAGUUUCCAGCUAGAAACAGCUGGAAAACUAAAGGAACAAUAUAAGUGUGUUCAGGGCAUACAUUUUUUUCUGGGUGUGCAUCUGUUGAAAUGCUCACAACAACAUUAUUUGCCUGUUGAAAUCACUUUAAGUUCUCCAGGAGGCUCUUCUUCCCCAGGAAUUAAUCUUGAUGUCAUUGCAGUUAAAAUUCACUCCUUGCCGGCAUGGUGUCACAUGCCUGUAAUCCCAGCAACUUGGGAGGCUGAGGCAAGAAGAUCUCAAGUUUGAGGCCAGCCUCAGCAACUUAGCAAGACCCUGUCUCAAAAUAAAAAAUAAAAAGGGCUGAAUGUAACUCAGUCAUAGAGCAUCCUGGGUUCAAUUCCCAGUACCAAAAAAAAAAAAAAAAUCCUUUCCGAUCAUGUCAUAAAAAGUGCCUUUAACAAGUUACGAUCAUUGAAUGGGAAUUUGCUUAAGAAACCCUAAGAUCAAAUGAAGAGAUUAUUUAGACCAUCUUAUAUGAAAGCUUAAACCCUCCCAAUGUAGUGGGGAUUUCUUCCCCUUUUCUCUUUUGGAUGAUAGUUAAAUAGCAGUAUUAGUUACAAGCUUGGUUGCAGUGUUCUUAUCUUGUGGGCUGGUUUCCAAAAACCAGGUGCUGCUGACUUUACCAGGGAUCCUCAUACCUUGGAAUGCAAACCACUCACUACCAGGCCUCUCUGUGUCCACCCUAGAGCUUGAGCUCAGACUCAAGGGUAGGAGGACCUGCAGAUAGGGGACUCUUUGGUUUGAGGACCAUUGCUCACUCCUCCUGCCUUUGACCAUCACACCCCAUUCCCUCAUUCCCUCCCUCUCUGAUGCCAAAAAACAAAAAUGGUUUGUCCUGGAUCAUCAGGUAUUCUAUUGUUAUCAAAGAGAGGAACCCUAUAAAAGGAGCUGAAGAAACCACCCUCUUUCCAACUCCAUUUUAACCAUAUUUUAUAUAAUAAACUGUCCACUUUAGUCCCUUACUGAUGGACCUCUUCUGAGAAGAACUAUUCCAAAUCUUUUUAGCCCUCAGGUUACUAAGAUAAAUAUAUAUAAAACCUUUAUUAUUUUCUGUAUCGCUGGAUAAUACAUUCAGGUGGUGCUGAGUGAUGAUUGUAUCUGAACCUAGGUAUAUCCCUUGGUCUUCCACAAUCCUGUUGAGGUGAGCUGCUUGGUGUGGUUAAGAGCCAGGUGUCACUUCACCCCGGCCUUUGCAUCAAGCUCUCAAUAGAGGAUAUACUCUUUACAUUUAACCCCAGUAUAGAUAAUGGACAUUCUCCACCUCCAGAUUCCCCCUUUUUAUUAACACCAGAGAUAAUAAAUAAUGCCACCACCCUAGCUUAGGUAGGGCACAUUAUAAACUGUAUGAGCCUCAAGGUUUAUUAGGUGCAGAGAGCACAGGCAUGACAUAGAAUCAUGCACUUAGACAGCAAACCAUAAUCUGCUAGGAUGGCAGCUUUUGGAUGUGGGGACUCGCCAGCAAGCAUUGUACUCUCAUCUCUAUGAGCCCCUUGGAGUGUUUGUGGUUUAUUGGGGGAGGGUGGGUUUUUUUUUGGGGGGGGGGCUGUUUGUUUAAAUCAAACCUGAGGCUGAUGAUGAGUAGCUACACCCACAGUAUGUAUUCUGUGAGUGCUAGUUCUCUUAAAUUUGGAUAUUGGUUAUUUUUUAUAGAGUGUAAACCAAGUUUUAUAUUCUAUAAUGCAAACAGGUACCUAUCUGUUUCUAAAUAAAACCGUUUACAUUCA
Messenger RNA from Ictidomys tridecemlineatus (thirteen-lined ground squirrel), 3603 nucleotides. RefSeq names its product calumenin (gene Calu). Gene Ontology annotation, molecular function: calcium ion binding. Gene Ontology annotation, cellular component: endoplasmic reticulum. The record is from RefSeq and is a predicted model, not a curated record. Lineage: Eukaryota; Metazoa; Chordata; Mammalia; Rodentia; Sciuridae.